Dryobates pubescens (Downy woodpecker) is the source of this 761-nucleotide messenger RNA. It is a transcript of the gene MRPS6, whose product is annotated as mitochondrial ribosomal protein S6. NCBI's taxonomy places the organism in Eukaryota, Metazoa, Chordata, Aves, Piciformes, Picidae. Gene Ontology annotation, molecular function: small ribosomal subunit rRNA binding; structural constituent of ribosome. The record is from RefSeq and is a predicted model, not a curated record. The transcript has 3 exons. Gene Ontology annotation, biological process: translation. Gene Ontology annotation, cellular component: ribosome; mitochondrial small ribosomal subunit. Bases 65 to 430 code for a protein of 121 amino acids.
CCACCUUCCCCUCCUCCCUCUCCUCCGCCGCAUCCCCGCUCCUCCCGCCACAUACAGCUCUAAGAUGCCUCGCUAUGAACUGGCUUUGAUCCUGAAAGCCAUGCAGAGGCCUGAGACUGCAGCUGCGCUGAAGCGCACUGUUGAGGCUCUUAUGGAGAGAGGAGCCAUCGUGAGAAACCUGGAAAACCUGGGAGAAAGAUCUCUGCCUUACAGAAUCUCCAAGCACAGGGAGCGCCACAGAAGAGGAGGGUAUUUUUUGAUAGACUUAGAGGCCCCGCCUUCGAUUGUGUCAACCAUGAUGGAUCACUUGGGACGUGAUAUCGAUGUAAUUAGACCUGCCUUUAUAAAGCACCGUGUAUCGAAGACAGAAGAAUGCAGUGGCAUAAACCCAGUCAACUAUGAAGACAAACUAAUUGCCAAGAGGAAGUGAAUACUCCAACUAGAACCAAGGCUGAAAGGGGUUGUUUUUUUUUACAACCUUUUUUAUUCCUGCUUUGGAAAACAAUCUAAUGCCCACCAAAGAUCAGUUUGGGCCAUGCUGCAUGUGUGGUUACAGUACACUGUCUCCAGUUACUGUAAAGUUUGAAGUUUCUUUCUGUUAAACAUUGUUUGAAUGGGCUUAAUCUAUAUGUUUAUCUUCAUAUCUGGCUAGUGUGAAAAUUGGUUUUCCUUUCUCUGAGAGCAUUACUUUGAUGAUGAUUUAUCCAGCGUCAGAAUGCUAAAAAUAGCCUUCCGCUCCACAAAGACAUGACUGCAGAAUA